AUGCAAGAUCAUGAUGCUUUGAAUGAAGCAGAAAAUGGGGUAAUGCUUGUCUCUUCAGAAGAAAUUCCAAGAACACAAAAACAAAGAAAGAAAAAUUGGAAAUGUGUUUUUCCUAAUUGUAAUGAACCAGUAAAAACUCGAUUUAAUUGUUAUGCCCAUGUGUGGGAUGCUCACUUACGUCAAUACUAUACUCAAAAUUAUCCUGAUAUGUAUCCAACAACUGCAUUCAAAAAAACACAAAACAAAACACCAAUGAAAAGUCUUUGCGAAAAAUAUAUGAUUCAAUUAGUUGAAAAACCAAAUUCUAAAGAAAAGGGAAGCAGUGAAACAAAGCAACAAAAUUCAUUAAAUGAAGUAUUUCCACAAAUCCCAAUUAUCGAACAAAAUACUCUAAAAACUGAACAAAAUAUUAUUCAUACUAAUUCUCCUGAUCAAACUUCUAAUGGUGCUCGUGAAAUAGAAAUGUCUUCACCAAACCAAUCAAAUGAAGUAUCUGUACCAUCUCCAUCAAGAAUAACAAAUAAUCAUGAACAAAUCUCGGAAUCAAAUUAUCCAUUUGCAUUUUUAUCUGAGUACCAAUUUAAUAGUCAAUUUAUUACAAAUAAUUAUCAUAUUUCUCCAACUGAACAACCAAUUCAACAAUUUCAACCAACUGCAACUAUUGCCAUUGAAGAAACAAAUCAACAAAACCCCAAUAUUAUUCAAGACAAUUCUGAUUUUAUUAAAAUAGAACAAAUAACUACACAAUUAAAACGAUUACAUGUUUUUGGUGAAAUAUUUGCUGAAAAUGGAUAUCUUGUUCGUUCUGAUGCUAGAUCUAAAACAGAUAUUCAAACAAUUGAAAACGCAUUAAAUUCAGUUACUUCUUUAGUUGGUAAAAAAUAUGCUUAUAAAAAUGAACCAAAUAAAAUAAAAUAUGGAUUUAUUGCACAAGAAGUUCAAGAAGUUAUUCCAGAUUUAGUUCAAAAAGAUGAAAGUGGUAAUUUGAGUGUUGAUUAUUUAGGUGUUAUUCCAUACAUAGUAGAGGCACUAAAAACUAUACAUGAUAAUUCAGUAAGUUUAGAAAAUUCAUCAAGAAAAGAAUAUACUGAAUUAUCUCAAAUAGUCGAAGAUGCUGUUUUACAACUUCAAAUGUUAAUGGAAGAAAAAGGAAAACAUAUCUUUCUUGAAAAAGAAUCAAGGGCUUCAAAACUAUUAACAUUUGAUAUAUUUGGGCCACCCAAUAAUAGUAUU
Molecule: messenger RNA, 1233 nt
Organism: Entamoeba dispar SAW760
Lineage: Eukaryota; Evosea; Mastigamoebida; Endamoebidae
Exons: 1
Biological process (GO): positive regulation of DNA-templated transcription; protein autoprocessing
Cellular component (GO): endoplasmic reticulum membrane; nucleus
Molecular function (GO): sequence-specific DNA binding; DNA-binding transcription factor activity
Source: RefSeq, a predicted model, not a curated record